Molecule: messenger RNA, 1386 nt
Organism: Moesziomyces aphidis
Lineage: Eukaryota; Fungi; Basidiomycota; Ustilaginomycetes; Ustilaginales; Ustilaginaceae
Source: the annotation of a GenBank genome assembly
AUGGUCAAGGACUUCGUGCAUCAGUCGAGCUACGAUCAUUCGUGGUCGUCGUGCGUGCGCUCCUACUUCCUACGCUAUCCCAAUCCGAGCGCCUCGCACGUGCUCUCGGUAGAUGUGAUCGAUCGCCGCAUCGAAUACCGCCCUGUUCGGAGCGGGUCGUACUCGACGCCGAGUUCGUCGUCCGUGACGCUCGAUUCGCAAAUCGACACGAUCCCAGUGCUUUGCACUACGCGACUUAUCCUCAAGCGCGGCAAUCUGCCAAAGUGGGCGCCGUCGGGAAUCAUCAAGAAUGCCGAGAGCUGGGUGAUGGAACAGAGCGAGGUUGAGCUCGACCUCUUUCCGCCCAGAGCAAGCGCAACGGCGCAGGGCUCCUCCGACGAUGGGUCGGCGUCGCCCACGCAGCUAGAUACGAGCCUCAAGGGACGCACCAAGAACGGCAGAGCGAUGCGGAGCUGGACGCGCAAUCUCGACCAUACCACCGUCCUGGCAGUGACCGAGGGUCUGGUGUACAAGGAGCGCUUCGGCUUCAUGCUCCCUAGCGAGGCAAGCGAAGGCGAUCGAAAGCAGAGCGCAGCUGGUGCCGAGCAAGCAGUGUGGCGCUCCUACUGCAAGACGCUGACGACAGCACAGAUCGAGUCGCAGAUGAGCUUCGGGAUGCUGCGACGACGCAUCGAAAAGUUUGGCCUGGCGCGUUUUGUUGCGCACAAGGACACGUCUCAACAAGGCAUCAUGUGGACGCGCUCGCAGAUCAUGGACGGCGACGAGCAGCGACUGGGAUCGACGAAGCGCGAACACGACGUCUUGCAGCGCACCUCGAUGCCACAGAAGAGGAUCAAGCUGCUGGAAUCGCUGCGGCCGCCAUUCCUGGACGGCUAUCCGCUCGGGCCGUGGCAGAAGCUCAAGAUGUGGUGGUACUCGGGCCACUAUUCGCAAGUCAAGGAGUUGCAAGACGGCUAUCUCAUCGAGCGAGACGAGGACGAGGAUGUCGAUCCAGAAAGCAAGAGGUCUCGCCAGGCGACCGAAUCCAGCAGCGAUGGAAGCUCUAGUGGCGAGACAGAGCUGCGUUUCCGUGGCGCCGAACAGGAGGGUCCUUGGGCCGAGCUGAGCGGGCGAAAAGGAAAAGGCGCGGUGUACAGCGACCAAGAUCGCAACAUGGAGGAGGGUGUGUUGAACCGCGUGCGUUCGCGUCUCGGUCUGCCUCUUGUGCAGCCUCCUGCGGCUAACGAGGCCGAGAUGGCGGGGAGAAGGCCGAACAUCAUUGCGCAGGCGCUUGUGCGCGCAAGAGUGAAAGCCAAGUCGCUUCUAGGCUUCGACGAAGACGAGGUGCAUGCAAAGCAGCAGACCCAGGGUAGGCUCGCUCAGAUCGAUCGCGACCGCACCGUGUAG